AAAAAAAUGUUUGAUUCGGUUAUUCUUGUAGUAGACUAUUACGUUCAAUAAAUGAUAUAUUCGGCAAGCAAAAGCACUGACAGUAGGUCUAAUGUUUUUGUGUACGUUCGAAGAUUUGAAGAAGGAAUAGAUAGUACAAUGAAACCUGCAAUUGUUGCGGAUGAGAUGUUUCCAGAAGGUGCAGGUCCAUAUAUGGAUCUAGAGGAGGCUGGAGGUUCCAGUGGAUUACUAAUGGACCUUGCUGCGAACGAAAAAGCAGUCCACGCUGAUUUUUUUAAUGAUUUUGAGGACCUCUAUGAUGAUGAAGACCUCAACUGAGCUUUGAUUAUGUUCUUUGGUUCUGACGUUGCUAACUUGGUCUAGAUGUAAAAUUUUGGGUUAAUAGAUGUGAAAGGAAAAGCGUA
Messenger RNA from Tribolium castaneum (red flour beetle), 404 nucleotides. RefSeq names its product myeloma overexpressed 2 homolog (gene Myeov2). The record is from RefSeq and is a predicted model, not a curated record. Gene Ontology annotation, biological process: negative regulation of protein neddylation. Lineage: Eukaryota; Metazoa; Arthropoda; Insecta; Coleoptera; Tenebrionidae. The transcript is spliced from 4 exons. Bases 52 to 318 code for a protein of 88 amino acids.